Sodiomyces alkalinus F11 is the source of this 938-nucleotide messenger RNA. RefSeq lists its product as hypothetical. The coding region runs from base 160 to 504 and encodes 114 amino acids. The transcript is spliced from 4 exons. NCBI's taxonomy places the organism in Eukaryota, Fungi, Ascomycota, Sordariomycetes, Glomerellales, Plectosphaerellaceae. The record is from RefSeq and is a predicted model, not a curated record.
GAAAUAUAAGGGCUGCCACCAGCACCGGGAGAGUCCACACAUCUGAUAAUUCACCUCAUCAGCAAAUUCCCAAUCAGAAACUCUAACCUUAGCCCGUACACCGGCACAGCUCGUCUACUUUGACAGACACUGAACCCCAUUUCCCGACGCACUAUCACGAUGGCCAACAAUACCAACCCCGGUAACUUCGCCAACCGGCCCCGUGAGGAGGUCCAGGAGAUCGCCAGCAAGGGAGGUCAAGCCAGCAACCAAGGUAGCUCUACCUCGCCUACCGGUACUUACAACCCUGGCAACUUCGCCAACCGCCCCCGUGAGGAGGUCCAGGAGAUCGCCAGCAAGGGCGGUCAAGCUAGCCACUCGGGUGGUUUCGCCAGCAUGGAUCCUGAUAAGCAGCGCGAGAUUGCCUCGAUGGGAGGCAAGGCCUCAUCUGGCUCCUUCGAGCCCGGAAGUGAGAAGGCUAGAGAGGCAGGAGCGAAGGGUGGACAUGCCAGAGCUGAAGUUUAACAUGUCUCGCCAAUGUAGCGAAUUGACUUUGGCGCUGAUUAAUAUGGAUGCAAUGCCCAAAGUAGGUAGUCAGCCGUUCAUUCAAAACUCCCUUGACACUUUAACCAUGUUCGACUCUUUCUAAGUGUUGACAAGUUGAUCACUGUUCUGUCGUGGGCAUGGCGUGCCGCAUCCCCCGUCAGUGGAAUGAAAACCGAGUACGACCUCACUUGGCAUGGGGGGACCAAAUGCGGGAUCUGAGCCUGUUCCGAAUAAGUUUUUAAACUGAGCCUGCCUGCGUCCUGAUAUACAGUGUAGAGUGUCAUUGCCGGGAUUGCUGUGAUGUCUUUAUAGAGGCUGGGUAUUGUUGAACAGACCGUAGUUUUACGGUUACGUAACGGGCACAGAUUUGACGAAGGAUUAACCUCCGAAGCCUCGGGAGGGUAAGGAAGGGA